Messenger RNA from Perognathus longimembris pacificus (Pacific pocket mouse), 3764 nucleotides. RefSeq names its product ankyrin repeat and sterile alpha motif domain containing 1B (gene Anks1b). Bases 519 to 3764 code for a protein of 1081 amino acids. Gene Ontology annotation, molecular function: protein binding. The record is from RefSeq and is a predicted model, not a curated record. NCBI's taxonomy places the organism in Eukaryota, Metazoa, Chordata, Mammalia, Rodentia, Heteromyidae. Gene Ontology annotation, cellular component: cytosol. The transcript is spliced from 26 exons.
AACUGCUGGAAGCUGCUCGCACUGGAAAUGUGGCUCUGGUGGAGAAACUCCUGUCUGGCAGGAAAGGAGGGAUCCUGGGCGGUGGAUCCGGCCCCCUGCCCCUGUCUAAUCUGCUAAGCAUCUGGCGAGGCCCCAAUGUGAACUGCACAGAUAGUUCUGGUUACACUGCUUUACACCAUGCAGCCUUAAAUGGACAUAAGGACAUAGUUCUCAAACUACUUCAAUAUGAGGCAUCAACAAAUGUAGCAGACAACAAAGGUUAUUUUCCUAUUCAUUUGGCUGCCUGGAAAGGAGAUGUGGAAAUUGUGAAAAUUCUUAUUCAUCAUGGACCAUCACAUUCCAGAGUCAAUGAACAGAACAAUGAAAAUGAAACAGCUCUACACUGUGCUGCUCAAUAUGGACACUCAGAAGUAGUUGCUGUUCUUCUCGAAGAGCUCACUGACCCUACAAUUAGGAACAGCAAGCUGGAGACACCAUUGGACCUGGCAGCACUCUAUGGACGACUGAGAGUUGUCAAAAUGAUUAUCAGUGCACAUCCGAACUUAAUGAGCUGCAACACCCGAAAACACACACCCCUCCACCUUGCUGCCCGUAAUGGCCAUAAAGCAGUUGUACAGGUGCUGUUGGAAGCAGGAAUGGAUGUGAGCUGUCAAACAGAAAAGGGGAGUGCCCUCCAUGAAGCAGCUCUGUUUGGAAAGGUGGAUGUUGUACGAAUUCUGUUAGAAACAGGAAUUGAUGCCAACAUAAAAGACAGUUUAGGUAGAACUGUCUUAGACAUUUUGAAAGAACAUCCAUCUCAGAAAUCUCUCCAGAUUGCAACACUCUUACAAGAAUAUUUGGAAGGUGUGGGAAGAUCGGCAGUGCUUGGAGAACUUGUUCAGGAAGAUACAACACAAGAAACACACAUUUCAUCUCCUGUUGAGUCUCCUUCCCAAAAGACUAAAAGUGAAACUGUGACAGGAGAACUAUCAAAACUACUCGAUGAAAUAAAACUCUGUCAAGAAAAGGAUUAUUCUUUUGAAGAUUUGUGCAACACAAUAUCAGACCACUACUUAGAUAAUUUGAGCAAGAUUUCAGAGGAAGAACUUGGGAAAAAUGGAAGCCAGAGUGUAAGAACUUCAUCUACAAUAAAUUUGUCACCAGGAGAAGUGGAAGAAGAUGAUGAUGAUGAAAAUACUUGUGGGCCCACAGGACUUUGGGAAGCAUUAACUCCUUGUAAUGGAUGUAGAAACCUUGGCUUUCCCAUGCUUGCACAGGAGUCCUAUCCAAAGAAGAGGAAUUACACUAUGGAAAUUGUACCAUCUGGUUCUCUGGACACAUUUCCUUCAGAAAAUGAGAACUUUCUAUGUGAUCUCAUGGACACAGCUGUUACAAAGAAACCUUGCUCCUUAGAAAUCGCAAGGGCACCUUCCCCAAGAACUGAUAAUGCCUCUGAGGUAGCAAUUACUGCUCCAGGAACUAGUAACCCUAGAAACAGUUCAACAGGUCCAACACCCGACUGCUCACCUCCAUCCCCUGAUACUGCCCUCAAAAAUAUUGUAAAAGUUAUUCGACCACAGCCCAAACAGCGAACAUCCAUUGUGUCAUCUCUGGAUUUUCAUCGAAUGAAUCACAACCAAGAGUACUUCGAAAUCAACACCUCUAUGGGGUGUAUAAGCUUUACUUCCAGCCCUCCUGUUAGUCCUCCCACCUCCUCGGCUGAAACCACAGACGGCAAGAAUGAGAGACCUGACCAAAAAGAUGACCCCUCUCAACAGGAAACCAGUGAUCCCCCAAAAGAAUAUGAUCCUGGGCAAUUUGCAGGCCUUCUCCAUGGAUCCUCUCCAGCCUGCGAGUCCCCUGAAAACCCAUUUCAUCUGUAUGGGAAAAGAGAGCAAUGUGAAGAAGGACAAGAUGAAAGCAGUUUGGCAAGCAGUCCUUUGCCUUUUAAGCAGACUCCAAUAGAAAAGAACUCAGAACCGUUGGUAAAGAAAAUUAAACCCAAAGUGGUCAGUAGAACCAUUUUCCACAAAAGAAGCAAUCCAAUAGAGAAUCACACCAUCAUUGGUACAAGAGCAACCAGGAGUGGAUCCCGGAGUGGGGACCAGUGGGUUGUGAACACAGGGGGAUUUGUGGAGAGAGCAUGCACUCUGGGAAGAAUAAGGUCAUUGCCUAAAGCCCUGAUCGACAUGCAUUUAUCCAAAAAUGUCUCUAAAUCUGAUUCUGAUCUCAUUGCCUACCCUUCAAAGGAGAAAGCAUCAAGAGUUAACUGGAGUGAAUCUUCAACUGCUGAACACAGUUCUAAAGAGAACUCUGAACGAACACCGUCUUUCACAUCUGAGUGGGAAGAAAUUGACAAGAUAAUGAAUUCCAUAGAUGUUGGCAUCAACAGUGAACUUGAAGAAAUGAAUGGAGAGGUCAUGAGACCCAGAUGCCCUGUGCAAUCAGUGGGACAAUGGUUGGAAAGCAUUGGGCUACCUCAGUACGAGAACCACCUGAUGGCUAAUGGAUUUGACAAUGUGCAGUUUAUGGGAAGCAAUGUUAUGGAAGAUCAGGAUUUGUUGGAAAUCGGAAUCCUUAAUUCUGGGCAUAGACAGAGAAUUCUACAGGCAAUCCAGCUCCUUCCAAAGAUGAGACCGAUUGGUCACGAUGGCUACCAUCCCACCUCUGUAGCUGAGUGGCUGGAUUCCAUUGAGCUGGGUGACUACACCAAAGCCUUUCUAAUUAAUGGCUACACGUCAAUGGACCUGUUGAAAAAAAUCUGGGAAGUUGAACUUAUUAACGUUUUAAAAAUCAGUUUGAUUGGCCACAGGAAACGCAUUUUGGCUUCUCUGGGAGACAGGCUGCACGAAGAUCCUCCACAGAAGCCCCCUCGGUCCACCACCCUCAGGGAACCCAGUGGUAAUCACACUCCUCCUCAGUUGUCUCCAUCACUUAGCCAAAGCACUUACACCACUGGUGGCUCCCUAGACGUUCCUCACAUUAUCAUGCAGGGCGAUGCAAGGAGGAGAAGAAAUGAAAACUACUUUGAUGAUAUUCCCCGAUCAAAACUGGAGAGGCAGAUGGCUCAGACAGGAGACUGGGGAGAACCUUCUAUCACCUUGAGGCCUCCAAAUGAAGCCACAGCCUCAACUCCAGUGCAGUACUGGCAGCAUCACCCAGAGAAGCUCAUCUUCCAGUCAUGUGACUACAAGGCUUUUUAUUUAGGUUCUAUGCUGAUAAAAGAGCUCAGGGGGACAGAAUCCACCCAAGAUGCUUGUGCAAAAAUGCGGGCUAACUGUCAGAAGUCUACAGAGCAAAUGAAGAAGGUCCCUACUAUUAUUCUUUCAGUCUCAUAUAAAGGAGUCAAGUUUAUUGAUGCAACAAAUAAGAACAUAAUUGCUGAGCAUGAAAUUCGUAAUAUCUCCUGUGCUGCCCAAGACCCAGAAGACCUCUCAACGUUUGCUUAUAUCACAAAAGAUUUGAAGUCCAAUCACCACUACUGUCACGUGUUUACUGCCUUCGAUGUGAAUUUAGCUUACGAAAUCAUCCUAACACUGGGCCAGGCGUUUGAGGUUGCUUACCAGCUAGCACUACAGGCAAGAAAAGGGGGGCAUUCCUCCACACUUCCGGAAAGCUUUGAAAACAAGCCCUCCAAGCCCAUCCCCAAGCCCCGCGUCAGCAUCCGCAAGUCCGUGAUCGACCCUUCUGAGCAAAAGACUCUGGCCAACCUGCCGUGGAUUGUGGAGCCGGGGCAAGAAGCCAAGCGGGGCAUUAAUACCAAGUAUGAAACCACGAUUUUCUGA